Messenger RNA from Suhomyces tanzawaensis NRRL Y-17324, 1794 nucleotides. It is a transcript of the gene SFL2, whose product is annotated as Sfl2p. Gene Ontology annotation, molecular function: DNA-binding transcription factor activity; sequence-specific DNA binding. Lineage: Eukaryota; Fungi; Ascomycota; Pichiomycetes; Serinales; Debaryomycetaceae. The transcript has 2 exons. Bases 1 to 1794 code for a protein of 597 amino acids. Gene Ontology annotation, biological process: regulation of DNA-templated transcription. The record is from RefSeq and is a predicted model, not a curated record.
AUGAGCAAGAAGGCCCAGGACCCCCCCAUCAAGAAGAAUGCCUUUGUGCACAAGCUCUACACCAUGUUGAACGACCCCAAGUUGUCCCAUUUGAUAUGGUGGACCACCAACAAUCCCGAAAACAACACGUUUGCAUUGUAUCCCGGUAAGGAGUUUGCCAAUGCGUUGACAGGAUACUUCAAGCACGGCAACGUCGCCUCGUUUGUGCGUCAGCUCCACAUGUACGGGUUCCACAAAGUUAGCGAGCCCAACCAGACAGCAGCCAGUGGCGGCUUUAGCGACAAGGAGCUGGCGCCCGUGUGGGAGUUCAAGCACCUGAGCGGCAAGUUCAAGAAGGACGACGAGAGCUCGUUGAUCUACAUCAAGCGACGUUCCAGUUCGAACAGUCUGCGUAGCUGCUACAGCAACGAGCAGACCACCACGUUGCCCAACCAGGCGCCCAGCGAGUAUCUCGUGGGGGCCACCAGUCUGCCAUCGCCCAGUCCGUACGAGGGAGGUACUCCCGGCGAGUCCAAAGUGCCUCCACACAUCGAGCCCUCCCACCGCGCCGCCACCCCUCAGUCGGCCGUCCAUCCCCAGCACUACACCCCCAACUUGCAGUUCCGCAAGAUCUGGGAAAGCUCCAAGCCCACCGAGUCGGCCCGCCCUCGAAACCCAUCGUUAUUCGAUCCGUUGGCCCCUGCGCCACCUACAGGUGUCUCCAAGUCUUUAACAGUGUCUACAGGCCCCGUCCAUCCAGCAUCCCCGUUUCCCGAGCGCGAUUUGGGAGACCCUUCCCCCGACACUAAGGUGGGGGUCAAGUUGCCCCCACCCUCCUCCAUCCACAGCACCUCCUCCACGCUCGCAAGCCCCCACUCACCCGAGCCCUCCUCCAUUCCUUUACCACGAAGUCUUCCCUCGCUCGAUGCGGCUACAAACCCCUCCAGCUCCAUCCCCGGCUCGCCUCUCGUGUCUUCUGCCGCCAAGAAGCCCUCAUUGGUGCCCAUCAACAGCUCGCUUCACGAGCGGCUCAGACCGUCCUUGCUUGAGUUGCACUUUGGCUCCGGUUCCGGUUCCGGUUCCGGCUCCGGCUCAGCAGCAGGCUCAGGAGCCUCCAAGCCCAACGGGUCGUUGCCCAAGCCGCAGAACGACUCCAUCGGCUCUCAAUCAUCCCACAACUCGAUUUUCUCGGCCAAAUCGUCGUUAUCGUCGAUUUCGUCCUUCAAGAGAACUUCCUCGUUUGGGUCCAUUUCCCAGCAUACUGCGGUGAUAGAGAACAAGAACUCGUUCUCCAUCAGUCCCCACGACCCCAUCCCCCCUCCUAACGAGUUGGCACAGCCCCAGGCUACUAGAUGGGCUUCUACGGACGGAGGAGCUUCCAGCACCCAUCCGUACUACUCUGCGCAGCAGUUCCAGGCACCAAAAUCAUCAUCCCCCGUGUCGAUGAGUACCAACAGAAGCAGAAUGUUCCGGAGCCUCACACCGCCUCCUAACGCAUCCAAAAAUGCCAAAUUUAGCCAGUUGAAAUCGCCCAUUCCACGGUCGUCCAGCUCGCUUCCGUCAUUUGCCCAUAGUGCGCAAGGACUCAGCCAUUUGCGCUCGCUAACAAACUCGCCGCUAGCUAAGGUGCCUGCCAUUGGCGAGGAGCACAGGCUGGUGGUGAACAAAAAGGUGUCCGUGACGUCGUUGUUGGACGACAGCACUGGCGAGACUAAGAGCUCUGGCGUGGUCCAGUCGACCAUCGACGAGAACGAGCACGACAGGUCCCAGAAGCCGGUGAGCGACGGAGAGAACAAACGGAGGAGAUUGAGCUAG